AUGUCGCUGAUCCCAUACCACCCGCGCGAAGGUCGCGAAAUCGUCCUGCGGCACCGCAACGCUAUAGUAGUCCGUGACCCGUCUUCCCAGAGACUCGAGAUCCGCGGUCUGUCCGAAUGCCCGACAUGCCGCCAGCCCUUGCGAUCGUCCUCUCCCGAACGCCAAUUCGACAGCGCUCGCCAUCAUGAUUCCUUUGUCGACCCGAAUUACUUUCGCAUGCUCCGAGCCGGCGGCCACGACUCUCGCGCCGACCACCAUCCCCCGCCCAGCCCCAUUCGUCGCAUUGUGCAACCAAGCUUACCCCACCCGCAAGCUGCCGUAAUCGAGGAAGCCGAGGACGCCGAGUUCGUUUCGAGUACACCUUCGGUCCAGGAGGGCAGCCGCAUCCGCCGCGAGGCUUUCAGUCCUAAUUAUUUCAAAACAUUCUUCAUCGAGGAGAAGGAGCUUGGGCGUGGCGGCAAGGGUGUGGUGCUGCUUGUCCGCCACGAAAUUGAUGGUUGUCAACUUGUUCUCAUUGAAGUCGAGCUGCUCGCCAAGCUCUCUCACCCAAACUUGGUUUCUUACCGCCAUGUCUGGCUCGAGGACGUCAAGCUGACACGCUUCGGUCCCAGCGUGGCGUGCGCUUUCAUUCUUCAGCAAUACUGUAAUGGUGGCGACCUGCUCAACUACAUCAUUGGGGACCAACCCAAGGAAACGACCAAGGAACAGCUCAAAGCUCAGAUGCGACGGAAAUCAAAAGGACAGCUUGAACUGCCCCGCGACCAGUUUGCUUCGCAAAGAUUGCUGUCCUUUGAGGAGAUUUACUCGCUAUUCAAAGACAUCACCUCGGGAUUGGCAUACCUUCAUGCUGCCAAUUACAUUCAUCGGGACCUGAAGCCAAGUAACUGUCUCCUGCAUCGAGAGGGUAGCGGCAUAAUCUGCUUGAUCAGCGACUUUGGUGAGGUUCAAUCCGAGAACAUGGUCCGCAAGUCGACUGGAUCCACCGGGACCAUCUCGUAUUGCGCGCCAGAGGUGUUGAGGAGAGACUUGACGACCGGGCGUUACGGUAAUUUCACCACAAAGUCCGACAUCUUCUCUCUUGGCAUGAUUCUCUACUUUAUGUGUUUCGGUCGUUUGCCAUACCGCAGUGCCAACACCAUCAACGAAGAGCUCGAAGAUAUCGACGAGUUACGAGCGGAGAUUACAGAUUGGCAAGGCUUCCAAGACGAACGCAGAGAACGCCCAGAUCUUCCGUCAAAGUUAUACCAUCUUCUUAAGAAGCUUCUUGCUCUGGAUCCGUUGCAGCGGCCUAGCGCGAGUGAAGUUCUAUCAGCUAUGAAGACGGAGUCGACCAUGGAUGGCGUCCCUCGAGGUAGGAGUUCGAGUCCGUCCAUGGGAAUCAACGGACGCCGGAUACAGAGUCUGGACUCCCCAAUGCCGCCAAGCACCCCCGUGCCAGGUUGGUGGCUCAUAACCCUUUAG
Colletotrichum fioriniae is the source of this 1461-nucleotide messenger RNA. NCBI's taxonomy places the organism in Eukaryota, Fungi, Ascomycota, Sordariomycetes, Glomerellales, Glomerellaceae. The record is from RefSeq and is a predicted model, not a curated record.